GACCUCAAGUUGGCGACAUUUCAUAUUUAGAGACCGAAUAGGAGCUAUGCUGGUAAAAAGAAGGAAGAAAAUGGUUUUGAUUGAACAUUAUUUAUUUACAGGAUCUAUCAUGUUAAAGACGAACGUACCGAUGUGAUGUUUGAGCUUCAUUUUUGUGGCACCAUAUCUUUUGCUCUUGAUCUUGUGGUGACUCAACAAACUGUGAGAAGUAUGCACUAUGGCUGGGGCCGCUGCCCAGAGGAACUUACAGCUAGAAAGAGAGCCAACCCUUCCCCCUCCUCCUGCUCCGGUUCCGGUAUCCACAGUGAUGAGGAGUCGCAGUGAGCCUGUAGUCUACAAUUGGCAAUCAACCAAGACCAGUGUCAAAGAACGUAUGGCUUUUAUGUUUAACAAUGAAACCUUGAGUGAUGUCCACUUCAUCGUUGGGAAAGGAGACAACAUGCAGCGGAUACCCGCUCACAAGUUUGUCCUGUCUGUAGGAAGUGCUGUCUUUGAUGCCAUGUUCAACGGUGGCAUGGCUACAACAUCAAGCGAGGUAGAACUCCCAGACGUGGAGCCCGCAGCGUUUCUUGCUCUUCUGCGCUUCCUUUACUCCGAUGAAGUACAGAUUGGACCAGAGAGUGUCAUGACAACACUUUACACGGCUAAGAAAUACGCUGUCCCUGCGCUCGAAUCCGCAUGCGUGGAAUUCCUCAAGAAGAACCUUAGUUCUGAUAAUGCUUUUAUGCUGCUUACGCAAGCCAGACUGUUUGAUGAACCACAACUUGCUAACCUCUGCUUGGAAACAAUCGACAAAAACACCGCAGAGGCGUUAAGCGCAGAAGGUUUUACAGACAUCGACCUUGACACAUUGAUCGUUGUGCUAGAACGAGAUACACUUGGUAUUAAAGAGAGUAUGCUCUUCAAUGCUGUCAUCCGCUGGGCCGAACAUGAAGCAGUGAGGCAGCAGGCCCUACCAACAUCAGAAAACAAACGGAGGGUUCUUGGCCGGGCACUUAAACUGAUCCGCUUUCCACUAAUGACGGUAGAAGAGUUUGCCAACAAAGCUGCCCAGUCUGGGAUUUUGACUGAUAGGGAAGUGGUGAAUCUUUUUCUUCACUUCACAGUGAAUCCUAAACCAGCUACAGAGUUCCCUUCCAAUCCUAGAUGCUGCCUAACUGGCAAAGAACAGACCUUGACACGCUUUUUGCAGGUGGAGAGUAGGUGGGGGUAUAGUGGCACAAGUGAUCGGAUCAGAUUCCAGGUGAACCGAAGGAUAUUUGUUGUUGGUUUUGGGCUUUACGGGUCCAUCCAUGGUCCUGCGGACUACUCAGUUAACAUUCAGAUAAUACAUGCUGAUACAGAAGAGAUGAUGGGUCAGAACGAUACAAGCUUCAGCUGCGAUGGUACCGAUUCUACUUUCCGAGUCAUGUUCAAAGACCCUAUAGAAAUCCAACCUUGUGAAAACUAUGUUGCUAGUGCGACACUCAAAGGACCCGAUUCUCACUACGGCACCAAGGGUCUUCGGAAGGUCGUCCACGAGUCUGCUUCAAACGGCAAAGUCAUGUUCCAGUUUGCCUACGUCGCUGGAAACAACAACGGAACAUCCGUCGAUGAUGGCCAAAUCCCAGAGUUAAUAUUCUACACGUGAUCUAUAUCUGUACGCAGCGCUAUUGAUCUCAAUUUGUGUGUUUCAUUAUACAUGCGCCAAUUACUGUGGCGUCACUCGAUCACGUUAGUCCCUGGAGAUUGGUUGAUCGCAGUGUAUGCCAUGCAUUAAUGACAGUGUUUCUCAUUACAAAGUGAUUAGAAACCUCAUUUAAAUACUACAGGUUUCCUUGGAUCUCACUGAAUAUUUCUGCGGAUCACCGGCAACCCUUACUCUCCCCUUAGGAUCCAUUGUUCGAUUAAAUAUUUCUGUAUUUUUUCAAUUUU
Molecule: messenger RNA, 1914 nt
Organism: Lytechinus pictus (painted urchin)
Lineage: Eukaryota; Metazoa; Echinodermata; Echinoidea; Temnopleuroida; Toxopneustidae
Product: BTB/POZ domain-containing protein 2-like
Exons: 5
Coding region: 218-1630 (470 amino acids)
Biological process (GO): neurogenesis
Cellular component (GO): cytosol; P-body
Molecular function (GO): protein binding
Source: RefSeq, a predicted model, not a curated record